UGCAUAAAAUCAUAUGGAACCAGGAGGAGUAACCUGCUGUUGUGUGUUCCGCUAAGGUCACCUGCCAAGCAAGCAGAAUUCAAAAAAAAAUCUUUAUUUAACGUGGAAAAAGGUAAUUUUUGGAUGAAAAUUGAGUAACCACUUAAUUAAUGGCUUACAAUUUUAGCAAAAUGGAUAAUUCAAGCGCAACAAUUGCCAACACCAAGAAGCGAGUGCGGAAGCUUCAACACAAUUGGACGAGCCAAACUGAACAGCUUAUAGUAGCUGUCCAAGUCAAUAACGAAAACCAUUGGGACGGGUGGUCUCCUCAAUCCUUAAAAACUCCAAUCACACCUGUUUUGAAGAAACCAAAAAAGACGGAGAAUGUAAAAAAGUCCAAAUUUGAUCACCUUACGGAAGCAAGAAUCGAAUUGGUAGAACUGCAAAAAGAUAUGGCUCUCAAAGAAAUGGAAUAUAAGAAAAAGGAGAUGGAACAAAAAACAUCAGAACAUGAAUUUCGAAUGGCUCACUAUAUUAAUGAAGAAAAGAGUAAAGAAGAACUGCAUCAUUUAAACCUAAGCAAAAAUUUCUAAAUCGGGGCAAAUACCAUUAUCAAAUACAGGGCUUAUCAUAACUUUACUACACUCACAUAUUGACAAGAAUGGACUAUUAAUUUUAUUAUUUUUUUAUAAAAGUAUAG
Rhagoletis zephyria (snowberry fruit fly) is the source of this 679-nucleotide messenger RNA. RefSeq lists its product as uncharacterized. Lineage: Eukaryota; Metazoa; Arthropoda; Insecta; Diptera; Tephritidae. The record is from RefSeq and is a predicted model, not a curated record.